Messenger RNA from Knipowitschia caucasica, 369 nucleotides. The record is from the annotation of a GenBank genome assembly. NCBI's taxonomy places the organism in Eukaryota, Metazoa, Chordata, Actinopteri, Gobiiformes, Gobiidae.
AUGAUCUUAACUGUUCUGGUCCUGGUUCUUUCGCUGGCUUCAUUGCCCCUGUGCCAUCUCGUCUCGUCUGGGACCGUUGGAGGAGCCAGUCGUGAGUGCGCAGACUUGAAGACCGCGUCGCAGAAGUACUCCUCUCCCCCGGCCUCCUCCAUGGCGUCCCUGGGCUCCUGCCUCUGGACCCUGGUGUGGUUGGUCAUACUGCUGGUGAUCGGCUGGCCCCUGAGCGUCCUGCUGGGGGCGCUCUACGGCCUCAUCAGCCCCCUGACCACAUGCCUGGGCCUGGACCGCCUCUCUGACCUGCUGCUGGAGGGGGCCAACAUAGGACGCACCUGUGCCCAGAACAUGAGGCACAGCAAGCCCCUCUGCUGA